CUGUACUGUUAGCUGCUGGUCAGUCAUCUCAGCAACCCAGCACUGUCUUAUAAGAAACCACGAGAAAAAAAGAGAAAGGGAGAAAAGGGGAAAGAGGAGAGGAAAGAAGGGACAAGAGAGGCGUUGGGAGAUUUGAAGGCAGGUUAUGGGUCAGUCACGAUCUUGUAGUUAAAAAGAGGUACACGUAGUGACUCCCUCAGAGAGAGAGAGAGAGAGAGAGAGAGAGAGAGAGAGAGAGAGAGAGAGAGAGAGAGAGAGAGAGAGAGAGUCUCUUAGAGUUUAGUCUCUCACAGGUCCACUGGCUACAGUCACCCCGACACACUUCUCCAGUUCAAUGGGGCAAUUACACUAAAUUGGAUUUUUAGAAAUAAAACUACCCUCUAUUUAAAAUCAUAUUUCUACAAUAUAGAAUAUUAUCUAGACAUAUACAUAUAUAUACAGGGAUUCAUUUGUUUUCACGUACCCACAGUCCAGACUGUGAGAAAUUGAAAUAUGGAUUUGCCGAGCUCAUCCACUCGGAAGAAACGGCGACCCUGGUUCUCGGACCUCGCCUCUUUCGCAGCGCUGGCUCUGGUGUUGUCGCACAGCACGUCGACUGCGGCAGCAGACCCUGUUGAUGUAUUGAAGGUGCUGCAGCUCCACACUCUCCCGGAGGGGGUCCAAAAGGCCCCUGGGUUCUGUCCCACUCGUCGCACGGGCCGCAGUGAUGUGGCGUACAGGAUAUCCAAGCAAGCCCAGAUCAGUGCCCCCACCAAGCAGCUCUUCUCAGGUCAGUUCCCGGAGAACUUCUCGAUCAUGGCUCUGGUGAAGGCGACGGCGGGGCUGCAGGCAUUCCUGCUCUCGGUGUACAGCGGGCAGGGGGUGCAGCAGCUGGGCGUGGAGCUGGGCCGGUCCCCCGUCUUCCUGUAUGAGGACCAGAAUGGGAAACCAGUUCCUGAGGACUACCCACUCUUCAAAGGGAUCAACCUGGCCGACGGAAAGUGGCACCGUGUGGCUCUCAGUGUGCAGAAGAAGGAAGUGACACUCAUCCUGGACUGUAAGAAGCGCAUCAGCAAGCCCCUCCCCCGCAGUGACAAGCCCACCAUCGACACCAAGGGCAUUGUGGUGUUCGGCAGCAGGAUCCUGGAUGAGGAGGUGUUUGAGGGUGAUAUCCAGCAGCUCCUGAUCGCCUCUAACCCCCAGGCUGCGUAUGAUUACUGUGAGCACUACAGCCCUGACUGCGACACUGCGCUGCCCGACAUACCUCAAGCACAGGAGGCUAAAGACUACAAGAAAAGCAAAGCCGCUGUCAGCCACAAGGACGCGGUCAAAGCCAAACCCAAACCGGCCGCGUCCAACGGCAACACAAAGACUCCCCCGAAAAACAAAAAUGUCAGCAACGACGGCAAGGCCCCCCCCUCUAAAAAAUCCCCCCCCAAGCCUGCUGCCGCCACCCCGGUUAAAACCGCAGCCACAAAGACCCCCAAAGCCAAGGUAGCCGCGGUGAAAAACAUGGUCAGCAAAGCUCCGGUUAAAAAAAGUGCAAUCGCAGCCACCACGGCCGGCAAAAGCAAGAAGAGACCCGGCAGCGGCUAUCAACAGGAUGUAAGCACCGCCCCCACAGUGGCAGGCCACACCCCCUCUGAGGCAGACCACACCCCCUACCCAGGGGAGGAGUACUAUUACACUCUAAAGGAGGAGCCUGGGGCAGGACAGGAGCUUAUUGGACAGGGGGAGACAGGCCCGCCCCCUGUCACUGAGGAGGAGAAAGUGAAGGUUGGUUCUGAAGCCCCUGCUGAGGAGCUCUUCACAGAGGAGUAUGUGACAGGGGACAGUGAGGCCGAGGCAGGCCCCGGGGCCACAGAGUACGAUUACUCCUACAAGGACUUCAAAGACUACGGCCCCACCCAUGACAACAACCCCGCCCAGAUAGGCCCCGCCCUCUCUGCAGAGACAGAGGAAGGAGGUGCCAUCGUGAGGGGACUGAAAGGAGAGAAGGGAGAGCCGGCUGUGAUGGAACCUGGCAUGCUGAUUGAAGGACCCCCAGGACAUGAAGGCCCAGCUGGUCUCCCCGGCCCCCCUGGCCCCACAGGACCUCCAGGCUCUAUAGGCGAACCAGGAGAGAGGGGCCCCACUGGUCGAGCUGGCUUACCUGGUGCUGACGGAUUACCUGGCCCCCCUGGCAGCUCCAUCAUGCUUCCUUUCCGGUUUGGGAUGAGUGCGGGGGAGAAGGGGCCCAUUGUUUCUGCUCAGGAGGCGCAGGCACAGGCUAUCCUGCAGCAGGCCAGGCUGGCUCUGAAGGGCCCUCCUGGACCAAUGGGAUUCACCGGUCGCCCGGGACCCAUGGGGACCCCUGGCAGCCCGGGACUGAAGGGAGAAUCUGGUGAUCCUGGGGCUCAGGGCCCCCGAGGGCCACAGGGAUUAUCAGGGCCCCCUGGCAAAUCUGGCCGCAGGGGUCGUGCGGGAGCAGACGGAGCUCGUGGAAUGCCCGGUGAAUCUGGACCUAAGGGUGACAGGGGUUUCGAUGGCCUGCCUGGUCUUCCUGGGGACAAAGGACACAGAGGAGAGCCUGGAGCUUUGGGGCCCCCUGGACCCUUGGGAGAGGAUGGAGAGAGGGGAGACGAUGGAGAAGUGGGACCAAGAGGACUGCCUGGUGAACCUGGACCCCGUGGACUGCUGGGACCUAAAGGACCCCCUGGUAUUCCUGGACCCCCUGGUGUGCGUGGAAGUGAUGGACCUCACGGACCAAAAGGAAAUCUUGGGCCACAAGGAGAACCCGGACCCCCAGGACAGCAAGGGACAUCAGGAACUCAGGGUAUGCCAGGACCUCAGGGUGCAAUGGGACCCCCGGGGGAGAAGGGGCCGGUCGGGAAGCCAGGACUGCCAGGAAUGUCAGGAGCCGAUGGACCCCCUGGACACCCAGGCAAAGAGGGGCCAACUGGAACUAAAGGGAACCAGGGUCCCAAUGGCCCACAGGGUCCUAUUGGCUAUCCAGGACCACGUGGUGUAAAGGGUGCGGAAGGUGUCCGUGGACUGAAGGGACACAAGGGGGAGAAGGGUGAAGACGGGUUCCCCGGGUUUAAGGGAGACUUGGGGGUGAAGGGAGACCGGGGGGAGCUCGGUGUGCCUGGUCAGAGAGGGGAGGACGGUCCGGAGGGUCCCAAAGGCAGAGUCGGACCCCCAGGGGAACUGGGUCCAAUAGGACUGGUCGGAGAGAAGGGUAAACUGGGAGUCCCUGGUCUGCCUGGAUACCCGGGGAGACAAGGCCCCAAGGGUUCACUCGGUUUCCCAGGGUUCCCCGGGACAAACGGAGAGAAGGGAGCGCGGGGUUUGAUUGGAAAAACUGGACCUAGAGGUCAGAGGGGACCAACGGGCCCCAGGGGACAGAGGGGACCCAGAGGGGCCACAGGCAAACCAGGGGCUAAGGGUACAUCUGGCAGUGAUGGCCCAGCUGGUCCACCAGGAGAGAGGGGUCUGCCAGGACCUCAAGGACCCAAUGGAUUCCCAGGACCGAAGGGGCCCCCGGGACCCAGUGGAAAGGACGGGCUGCCUGGACACCCAGGACAGAGAGGAGAAGUGGGUUUCCAAGGCAAGACUGGCCCACCAGGACCCCCUGGAGUAGUGGGACCCCAGGGCCCCUCCGGAGAGAGCGGUCCGUUGGGAGAGCGAGGGCACCCGGGCCCCUCAGGACCCCCCGGAGAGCAGGGCCUGCCAGGUGCUUCAGGGAAGGAGGGCACCAAGGGAGAUCCAGGCCCCAUGGGGGCCCCAGGCAAGGACGGACCACCAGGACUGAGGGGUUUCCCUGGAGAGAGGGGUCUUCCGGGCACAGCGGGCGGCAUGGGGCUGAAGGGUAAUGAAGGACCAGCUGGACCCCCCGGGCCUGCGGGCUCUGCUGGUGAGCGAGGUGCCGCAGGGCAGGGUGGUCCCAUCGGCCCCCCAGGCAGACCUGGCCCCCAGGGGCCUCCUGGAGCAGCUGGAGAGAAGGGAGUUCCCGGAGUGAAAGGUCCAAUUGGGCCUGCAGGUCGUGACGGGGUUCAGGGUCUGGUGGGUCUGCCCGGGCCAGCGGGGCCCCUGGGGACACCAGGAGAGGACGGAGACAAGGGUGAGAUCGGAGAGCCUGGACAGAAGGGUGCCAAAGGAAGCAAGGGAGAGCAUGGUCCCCCUGGGCCCCCAGGUCCAAUGGGUCCAGUAGGACAGCCUGGAGCUGCUGGUGCUGAUGGCGAGCUUGGCCCCAGGGGUCAGCAGGGUCCGUUCGGAGCGAAGGGAGACGAGGGACCCCGAGGGUUCCCCGGUCCUCCCGGCCCGAUCGGAUUGCAGGGUUUGCCUGGUCCAUCAGGAGAGAAAGGAGAGACUGGAGACGUGGGCCCCAUGGGCCCCCCAGGUCCCCCGGGCCCCAGAGGUCCAGCUGGCCCCAGUGGAGCUGAUGGUCCGCAAGGUCCCCCUGGAGGUUUGGGUAACCCUGGUAAUGUAGGAGAGAAGGGAGAGCCAGGUGAGUCCGGAGCCCCAGGUGUAGCAGGAGAGCCCGGUGCAAAGGGCCCUCGCGGGGAGCGUGGAGAGAAGGGGGAGGCUGGACAGCCUGGCACAGCUGGACCAGCGGGAGUGAAAGGGCCCACCGGAGACGAUGGACCCAAAGGAAACCCCGGCCCAGUUGGAUUCCCAGGUGACCCAGGACCCCCAGGAGAGCUCGGACCCCGAGGUCAAGAUGGAGCGAAGGGUGAGAGAGGAGAGGAUGGAGAGCAAGGACAAGCGGGCUCCCCCGGACCCACUGGUGAGAAUGGCCCCCCAGGACCUCCCGGAAAGAGGGGUCCUGCUGGAACAAGAGGUCCGGAGGGGCGACAGGGAGAGAAGGGAUCCAAGGGUGACCCGGGUGCAAACGGCCCAGCUGGAAAGACAGGUGCAGUCGGGCCCCAGGGGCCCCCAGGCAAACCCGGUACUGAGGGGCUGAGAGGCAUCCCAGGAUCAGUGGGUGAACAAGGCUCUCCCGGAGUGACAGGACAGAGGGGCCCCCCCGGACCCAUCGGCCCCCCUGGUCUGCCUGGUCUGCAGGGAGACCCCGGAGCCAAGGGAGAGAAAGGACACCCCGGCCUCAUUGGCCUCAUCGGACCCCCAGGGGAGCAGGGAGAGAAGGGAGACAGGGGCCUGCCAGGGCCACAGGGCAGCCACGGAGCCAAGGGAGAGACUGGAAUCGCAGGACCGACUGGACCACUCGGACCAGCUGGACCCCCCGGAUUACCAGGUCCUAUUGGUGUGAAAGGUGCCAAGGGAGCUUCGGGUCAAGCCGGUCCUAAAGGAGAGAAGGGUGUCGCUGGACCUGCAGGUCCGCCUGGCCCCCCUGGCGAGGUGAUCCAGCCCCUGCCCAUCCAGAUGUCCCCUAAGAGGAGCAGGCGCUCAAUCGACGGCAGCCAGCUGGAGGAGGAGGGGGUGCAGGCCGACGCAGCCUUCGACUACGCUGAUAUCGGCAUGGAGGAGAUCUUCGGCUCCAUCAACUCCCUCAAACAGGAGCUCGAGCACAUGAGACACCCGCUGGGCACCAAGGACAACCCGGCCAGGACCUGCAGGGAUCUGCAGCUCAGCCAGGCUGACUUCAAGGAUGGUGAAUACUGGAUCGAUCCCAACCAGGGCUGUGCUCGAGAUUCAUUCAAGGUGUUCUGCAACUUCACUGCGGGAGGAGAGACCUGCAUCUAUCCAGAUAAGAAGACUGAGUCGGUGAAGAUGAACUCCUGGAGCAGCGAGACCCCUGGAACCUGGUUCAGUGAGUUCAAACAAGGCAGCAAGUUCUCGUAUGUGGAUUCCGAAGGUGAGCCCCUGGGUGUGGUUCAGCUCACGUUCCUGCGGCUGCUGUCUGUCUCGGCCCGGCAGAACUUCACCUAUCACUGCCACCACUCCGUGGCCUGGCAGCACUUGGGCAGCGACAGCUUCGAGCGGGCCCUGCACUUCCAGGGGGCCAACGAGGAAGACAUGAGCUACCAGACCAGCCCCUACAUCAAGGCACCACUCGAUGGCUGUGCUUAUCGCAAGGGCUAUGACAAGACAGUUCUGGAGGUGAACACUCCCGUGGUGGUGCAGCUGCCUGUGCUUGACGUCAUGUUCACAGACUUUGGGGAGGCCAAGCAGAAAUUCGGCUUUGAUGUGGGACCUGUGUGCUUCCUGGGAUAGAACAAAAUAAACCAGAAACACAACCCAGCCUCAAAACACACAAACACAUUAAAAAAACAACCAAUGCAAAGCAAGCAAGCCUGUCCUGUCACAAUACUACAUGAACUCUCAACAUCAUCGAUACCACCCACGAGACCCCGGCCACACCCACUCACCACGCCCACCUCACACCUCCUCCCCUGCCACACCCUCCAUAGUCUUACUGGCGGGCAGAUAAAAGAUGAAGAAAUAUGAGAAUAACGAAGAGAAAGAGCUGCCUAUGCCUGCUGCUGAAUGCAUAAGAGAUGAAACCGGAGGAGCUGUUCAGCAAACACAUGAACUUCAAUAACACUGAAAUGAAGAAAGACUUUCAUAACAUCGAAGAAAAAACAAACAGCAGAAACCAAAAAAAAAAAAAGAUUACCAAAGAAAGGGAAGGGAAACCGGUAUCCAUAUACGUGGGGUCUAGCUGGUAAUUUAGAUUGAUAUAUACCAGCUUUUACUACCAAAGAACAGUGCAGUUCCAGUUUACAGCCAGCAGAUGUCAACAUAGAGCUUG
Messenger RNA from Polyodon spathula (Mississippi paddlefish), 6673 nucleotides. It is a transcript of the gene col11a2, whose product is annotated as collagen, type XI, alpha 2. The transcript has 65 exons. Gene Ontology annotation, molecular function: extracellular matrix structural constituent. The record is from RefSeq and is a predicted model, not a curated record. Lineage: Eukaryota; Metazoa; Chordata; Actinopteri; Acipenseriformes; Polyodontidae. Bases 493 to 6135 code for a protein of 1880 amino acids.